UCUUCAACUUAUUUUGGUGUUUACCUUUUUUUUUCCGUUGACUUGUUUAUAUUAGACACUUCAUUUUUUUCUGUGGUUUUUUAUUUAUUUAUUGAUUUCAAUAGUAUUAAGAAAGAGAUACCCAACUUAAUUCCAAAUCCAGACUUAUAUUACAGUAAAUGAUGACGUUAAGACACAACACACUUCACUCCCACUAGACAAAAGGUCACAAAACUCCAAUUGGCCCCGCCGACACAAUGGUUGAUGGACCGACAUAUUCAUAAAUUAAUUCCCAAAAAAAGAUUUUUCUUUGGUCAAGCAAGCCCCCAACGAAAGAGAGAAGUGUAUAUAAAUCAUCAUUGUACACUGUACACUGUACAACAACUCAGUACAGGCACGUCUCUCACUCCACACUUGCUUAGUGACUACUCCAUCCAUGUCAAACACUGCUAGUAGCUCACAUCAAAGCUUCACAAGUUUCGCUAAUGGUUGGUUAAACCGUCACAGGUAUUUCGUCGAACAGCUUAUGUGCGCUUCUUCUUCUUCUUCCGAUGAAACUAACUCAAUCACUCUCGAGGAAGAACAACAAUCUCUUGUGACCCAGUUUCUAUCUCACUGUCUUCAAUAUUACCAAGAGAAAUACGCCGCCGUUUCCAUCGCCGGAGACAACGUAUUCACUUUCUUCUGCCCACCGUGGUUCAGCUCCUACGCUAAACUCAUUCUCUGGGUCGGCGAUUUCAAGCCUUCUUUGAUCUUCAAACUCACAGACGCCUCCGUGGACGACCUCACGAGCCACCAGCGAGACCGGAUCUCGUGUCUCCGGUCGGAGACAAGGAGGAAAGAGAGGGAAGUGAUGAGAGACUUCGCGCUCGUGCAGCAGAGCGUGGCGGAUCCGCCGGUGAUGCUCGCGGCGAGGCGAGUAGGGGUGGUGGGAAUGGUGGACGGAGAAGAAUCUGAUUUGGAGGAGGCGAUGGAGGUGCUGAAAUCGGGGAUGGCGGCGGCGAUGAACAACGCUGAUCAGCUAAGGUGUUCGACGGUGGGGAAAGUGGUGGAGAUACUUACUCCGUCGCAAGCGAUUAAAGUGUUGAGAACAAUCGGGGAGCUUCACCUCCGUCUCAGAGAAUUGAAUGUGGUGGAGAGAGACCACCAAUGAGCUUGAUCAGUUUAAUAAUUUGCUUCUUCAACAACA
Camelina sativa (false flax) is the source of this 1168-nucleotide messenger RNA. NCBI's taxonomy places the organism in Eukaryota, Viridiplantae, Streptophyta, Magnoliopsida, Brassicales, Brassicaceae. The record is from RefSeq and is a predicted model, not a curated record.